AUGUCCACCUCUAUUCCUCUUACAAACCUAUCGCCCUCAUCGAGGCCCUCAUACUACAAGAUGCCCGAGUCACCAGUGCCAUACGAGAGGCGGUCAAUCCGCACGCGCCGUUCCCACUGGACCCCAUCCUUGAUCGGUUCCUAUGUCUUCGAUUGGUUCGUCUUGCUCGUCGUUGCUGGUAUUGGAGGUGUACUGGGAAUCGUCACCCCGAAUAUGCGACCCUUCUCGGUCAUCGACCCCAACAUUUCCUUCCCCUUUACCGAACACGAAACUGUCCCCAUGUGGCUUGCUGUGAUUUGCGCCGUUCUUGUUCCCAUCGUUAUCAUCGCCAUAGUUUGCCUCGUCCUCGUUCCCGGAAACACCGUUCCCAAAGGCACUCCGAAGGCUCUGAUUUGGAAGCGCAAGUUAUGGGAGUUGCAUAUUGGUUGGCUUGGUCUUGCACUUGCCAUGGUCGGUGCCUGGUUCAUCACGAAUGGCAUGAAGAACAUGUUCGGAAAGCCACGGCCCGAUUUACUGUCUCGCUGUCAACCAGACCUCGCGAAUAUUCAAAGAUAUUUUGUGGGCGGUACCAUAGCAAACAUCACUGGUUUGGACGGCGCCACUGGCUUCGGCCAGCUCGUUUCCGCUGCCAUCUGCACCAGCACUGACAAGCACAAACUUGAGGACGGCUUCCGCAGCUACCCAUCCGGCCACUCGAGCUCUGCUGCCGCUGGCCUAAUAUAUCUGUCCCUCUUCCUCGCUAGCAAGUUUGCCGUCACCUUGCCCUUUGUGGCCAACAACAGCGAACCAUCGUCCCAUUCGGCCUUCCCGUCUCGUCUGCAAAAGUCAAGCUCUGACUAUGAGGAAGUGCGAUCAGGAGAGGGAGGCUCUCUUAACCCGGACACCUCUGGCGCUGCCAGAAACCUUGCUGAGCAUAACAAAAUAGUCACCGCUGUUCGUCGCCAAGCCGCCGCACCCCCCAUUUAUCUUUUGACCAUUGUUGUUCUUCCUUGGUUUGGGUCCAUUUUUAUUGCUGGCUCUCGUUGGUUUGAUUUUCGACAUCACGGAUUCGACAUCUUGUUUGGCUACCUGAUUGGUGUUUUCACCUCAAUCUUUGCUUUCCGCUAUUACCACCUCCCCAUCAGUCAGGGGGCUGGCUGGGCGUGGGGUCCCCGCAGUCAUGACAAGGCGUGGUGGUCGGGAGUGGGCUCGUACAGCUACGCGACGGAGAAGGGAGACUUCAUCAGGUCAGGAGAUGAGGAAGAGGCGUACAUGACACGUCCGGCGGACCAAGCGACAUCGACUCAGUUCAUGGGCAAGCCCAACUCAAAUGAUGGCUCAGGCCCUGAAAACAGGUUCUGA
Molecule: messenger RNA, 1341 nt
Organism: Colletotrichum truncatum
Lineage: Eukaryota; Fungi; Ascomycota; Sordariomycetes; Glomerellales; Glomerellaceae
Product: pap2 domain containing protein
Biological process (GO): phospholipid metabolic process
Molecular function (GO): phosphatidate phosphatase activity
Source: RefSeq, a predicted model, not a curated record